GAGCGGGGGGCAAUCCAGGGGCAGUAGCUGUGGGCGGGUGUGGGAAGGAGAUUGCGGGUGGGUGUGUGGUGUGCUUCGGGGGUGUGACGGGCAGGUGCUCGCUCACGUAGCCGCCUGGCGGAGGCGCUUUUACCAUUUUCCCCCUUCAUUCAUUUUUUUUGCAGGUUUCCCUGAGCAGCCCUAGCAGAGUUCAGCCAGCCACCCCCCGCCACACGCAGGUGCAGGGCCUACGAUGCUGCCCCCCGCACUUCUGCAUAGGGCAGUGCCUGCCCGCCUACUCCUGGACCCUGGUUGCGCCCGAUGGCUCAGCCUGUCAUGCCCGAGGCAGGUCAUGCCAGCCUGGGUGAUCAACUGCUACGGGCAGAACAAUGUGCUGCAGUUGGCCAGUAACAUGAUGCUCCCCUUCAUCCGCCUCCCCAACGAGGUCAUCAUUCGUGUCCACGCCGCCAGCCUCAAUCCUAUUGAUGUUAACAUGAGAAGUGGUUAUGGAGCAACUGCUUUAAAUAUAAGACGGGAUCCUCUGAAAAUCAAAACCACGGGAGAUGAGUUCCCACUAACACUUGGUCGAGAUGUCUCUGGUGUAGUUAUGGAAUGUGGACUCAGUGUGUCCUAUUUCAAACCUGGUGAUGAGGUAUGGGCAGCAAUUCCUCCAUGGAAACAAGGCACUUUAUCAGAGUUUGUUGUAGCUAGUGGAAAUGAGGUGUCUUUCAAACCCAAGAGUCUCAGUCACACAGAAGCUGCUGCCUUGCCAUAUGUUGGCCUUACAGCAUGGUCUGCAAUGAACCAAAUUGGGGGAUUGAACCAGAACAACUGUGCUGGGAAACGAAUAUUAAUCUUAGGAGCAUCUGGAGGAGUUGGUACCUUUGCUAUACAGUUAAUGAAGGCCUGGGGUGCUCAUGUAACAGCAGUUUGUUCUCGGGAUGCCAAAUCACUAGUGACGAAGCUUGGAGCAGAUGAUGUAAUUGAUUACAAGUCUGGAGACACAGAAGAGCAACUGAAACCGCUUCCCUUGUUUGAUUUCAUCCUAGAUAAUGUUGGUGGAUCCACUGAGAAAUGGGCUCUAAAUUUCCUCAAGAGAUGGUCAGGAGCUACAUAUGUCACUUUGGUAACGCCCUUUCUACUGAAUAUGGAUAGACUUGGUGUAGCAGAUGGCAUGUUACAAACAGGAAUCACUAUGGGUACUAAAGCUGUGAAGCACCUCUGUAAAGGAGUUCAUUAUCGAUGGGCGUUUUUCACGCCAAGUGGCGUAUUUUUGGAUGAAAUAGCGCAACUGGUUGAUUCAGGAAAGAUGGUGCAUCCUGCUCAUGCUGUUAAUGAGAAUGCUCUGUGAUUAUAUUAUGAGAUUUCUCUGAGCAGAGCUUACACAAAACUUACACUCUCCAUGGAGGUGUUGGGCUCUUUUGGAAUAUCUGCAUUUGCGUGAACCUUGAUUAGAGCUGUCAACAGAUGGAUGGCUCUUAGUCAACUGUGUUGCUCUCUGGCUUGAUGUAAUUGUGUAUUGUGGUAAAGGAGCACUGAUGUUCAAGCUGCUAAACCUGGUGGGGUCCGUUUUCUCGGCACCUGCCCCUGGGAGUGGGUUAGGCGUGGCAGGAGAGAGGAUUCUCUCAUUAGGAGAGGUUUCCUUCUAUUGAAAAAGCUAAUUCAGGAAGAAGGCGAUGUGAACAUGAGGUGCAGCUGCCAAAACUGCUUUGCCUUCUUUUUAUGUGAGAUUUAUCACAGUGGUCAGAUUAAAUUUACAGGACAAGUGAGUAAGAUAGAGUGUGUCUGACAGCAGCUUUCCAGUAUCUGCUAUGAAAGAACUCCAUGAGAUGUGUACACUGUGCUGAUUAAAGCCUUUCUCUGACGGUUUAAUGCUUUAAACUGAACCCAGCACCGUCUGGGUUUCUUCUGAGGAGGAGAAUUUGGCUUAGCUUGGUAAAGACAAUGCUUCUGUGGCUUGAGUCCCCUUUUCAUUGUGUGGAUCCCAUUCCAGAUCUUAUUGGUGACCCGCAGACCAUAAUGACUCAUAACCAUGCUACAGUUGGGGAAGUUUUAACUGUGAUUUAGCUGCUGGCAUUAUGUUUUUUGUGUGGUACUUGCCCUAGAUUAUCAUGGGCUGUUAUGGUGGUGUUACAGGUAUCUGUAAAUCAUUUUUUUUUUUUAAUGUAACAUUACUCUUAGUCCUAGAUGACAAGGUAACAACCCAAAUUAAUUAAGCUUUUCUAUUGAGAAACUAAGCUAUAAAGAGGUUGUCACAUAUCCAGGAUCUGAAAGGAAAUAAAACCUGGACCAGAAUCAAGUACUUUUGCCUCCCAUUCCUAGGUCGUAACCACCAGAGCAUUCUGCCUUUCUGUGCAUGCACAUAUGUAUGCAUGUGUGCGUGUGUGAAUGAAUUUGAUCAUUUUUUGUAGGCAGUUCUAAAGUGCUAACAAGUUCUAGGCCAGGGUUGUAACCAUCAGAGCAAUCCUAGAUCUAGGAUGUUUUGUACUUCUAUUCAUGCAAUAUUCAGAUUCUGGGGUACCUAAGCUUCUGUUGAAAAUUCCUGAUUUGUGAGGCCACCCUUGAAUGCAUGACCAGAAUAAUCUGGCAGGUGGCAUAUUUUUGGAUUUGUCUGCAACUUCAAAUAUCCAAGAGGGGUGA
Messenger RNA from Alligator sinensis (Chinese alligator), 2619 nucleotides. RefSeq names its product reticulon 4 interacting protein 1 (gene RTN4IP1). Gene Ontology annotation, molecular function: zinc ion binding; oxidoreductase activity. Gene Ontology annotation, cellular component: mitochondrion. The coding region runs from base 233 to 1330 and encodes 365 amino acids. The transcript has 9 exons. The record is from RefSeq and is a predicted model, not a curated record. NCBI's taxonomy places the organism in Eukaryota, Metazoa, Chordata, Crocodylia, Alligatoridae.